Messenger RNA from Adineta steineri, 1005 nucleotides. Lineage: Eukaryota; Metazoa; Rotifera; Eurotatoria; Adinetida; Adinetidae. The record is from the annotation of a GenBank genome assembly.
AUGAACUCUGUAUCAAAUAUUGAUAUUUCAUCGAUUAUUUAUCGUUAUGUCGAAAAGCAUGAACAACAACAAGCAGUAGAUUUAUGGUGUCCUAUCUUUAAAACAAAUCCUAAUGUGGAAAAAUCUUAUUUUUCAUUGAAUGCAUCACCAAAUUAUGAAGAAGGUGAUACAUUGGGUGCAUGGUAUAAUGAUAAAUUAAUUAGUACAUUACAUAUUCGACGUUUAACAUUAUUCUCAAAUGAAAACAAUAAGAAAUAUCUCUGUGGUGGUAUUACCAAUGUAGCUACUAGAGAAGAAUAUCGAAAUCAUGGUCUUUCUCGACAUCUUUUACAAAUGGCUAUUGAGAAAAUGGAGAAAAGUAAUGAAUUCGAUCUAUCAAUGUUAGGUACUGGAAGACCCAAUCAUUAUUCAGUUUUUGGAUGGGAACAAGUACCUCAACCUAUUAAAAUUAUCAUUGAAUGGAAAACUAUUAGCCCAUUAGAUAUCGAUGUUGUAUGGCGUCCAAUAUCUGAUCUUUCGUCUAAAGAUUUUGAACUUUUACAUCAAAUUCAUUCGAAUAAUCCACGUAUCUAUCAAAUUGUUCGAACUCCAUCUACAAUAUUACAACAUUGGGUUAAAAUGAGAUGGGAAAGCAAUGGUGCUAUUGUUUGUCUAUAUGAACAGGAAGAAGAACAAGGUUAUGUAGUAAUUGGUAAGUCCGACAAUGAAGCAGAUAUAUGUGUAUUGGAAUGGCAAGCACCAAAUCGUAAUCUUGAACAAAAAUUAUUAUCUUUAGCUGCAACAGAGAUUCGACAACGUUAUGGAUCAAAUAAAGUUAUUUGUCUGUUUGCAUUACCAAAAUAUAUGACAAUUGAAGAAUUGACUGAAUGGGCUGGUCCUCUUCAAAUUGGUAUUAACCAAGAAAUAAUGAUGCGUAAUAUUCGAUUACCAAAAGAAAUAUAUGAAAAGAUCAAAAUUAAUUACUCGAAUGGUUCUACUGUUUUUUGGUCAGGGGAUUAUUUUUGA